AUGGCACCAACCACAAUAAUUUUUCCAAUUGAAACAGAAGCUCCAAUUACAUCAAGUACGCAAACCACAACUGAAACUCCCACAACAACGAUAAGCCAACCAACAACAAUUGCCCCAACCACAACAAGUCCUCCAACUGCAACAGCACCUCCAAGCACAGCAAGUACUCAAACUACAGCUGAAGCUUCAACCACCACAAAUCUUCCUCCAACUACAAGUAAAACCACAAAUCCUCCUACAACUACAAGUAAAGCACCAACAACUGAAACUCUGACUGAAACUCCCACAACAACAAUAAGGCAACCAACAACAAUUGCCUCAACCACAACAAUUGCCCCAACUGCAACAGCAGCUCCAACUACAGCAAGUUCUCAAACAAUC
This is a messenger RNA of Conger conger (European conger), 381 nucleotides long. RefSeq names its product threonine-rich protein-like. The annotation marks the transcript as partial. NCBI's taxonomy places the organism in Eukaryota, Metazoa, Chordata, Actinopteri, Anguilliformes, Congridae. The record is from RefSeq and is a predicted model, not a curated record. The transcript has 3 exons.